GAGCGCAGCAUCCAUCCCUCCGCUCUCCCAGCGCCUGGGCCUACCUCGCCUCGGGCUCCCAGUCAAGCGAUGUGCUCGCAGCCGAUCUAGAUCCGGACCGAGCCGCACUCUCCGAGGGCGGGGGGGGGGGGGGGCCUCGGCGGGACGCCCCCUCUCGCCGCUCAGGGCCAGGGAUACGGAGACCUGCCGAGCCCAGCCAUGGAGGCCAUCUGGCUGUACCAGUUCCGGCUCAUUGUCAUCGGGGAUUCCACGGUGGGCAAGUCCUGUCUGAUCCGCCGCUUCACCGAGGGCCGCUUUGCCCAGGUUUCGGACCCCACCGUGGGCGUGGAUUUCUUCUCCCGUCUGGUGGAGAUCGAGCCCGGAAAACGCAUCAAGCUCCAGAUCUGGGAUACCGCGGGUCAAGAGAGGUUCAGAUCCAUCACUCGAGCCUACUACAGGAACUCAGUAGGUGGUCUUCUCUUAUUUGACAUUACCAACCGCAGGUCCUUCCAGAAUGUCCAUGAGUGGUUAGAAGAGACCAAAGUACACGUUCAGCCCUACCAAAUUGUAUUUGUUCUGGUGGGUCACAAGUGUGACCUGGAUACACAGAGGCAAGUGACUCGCCAUGAAGCAGAGAAACUGGCUGCUGCGUACGGCAUGAAGUACAUUGAAACGUCAGCCCGAGAUGCCAUUAAUGUGGAGAAAGCCUUCACAGACCUGACGAAAGACAUCUAUGAGCUGGUUAAAAGGGGGGAUAUCUCAAUCCAGGAGGGCUGGGAAGGGGUCAAGAGUGGAUUUGUACCAAAUGUGGUUCACUCUUCAGAAGAGGUUGUCAAAUCAGAGAGGAGAUGCUUGUGCUAGUCAGGCCUUUUUAUUUCCAAAACAUGCUCUCCAAGCUGAACUUGAAAGUGGCUGAAAUGAAUAGAAUCCUUGUGUGACUGAAGAGAACUCAACCUUCCUUUUGGAUACCAAGUGAGCCUCCUUCCCAAGGGGCACUCUGACAGGUUGUAGGCAGGGGAGUGGGGGAGCCUGGGUGCUGUGACUGGGGGACUAAAUGACUGCCAUGGGCCAGGCACUGUUUUGUGGCCCAUGCUGGGCAGUGGCUGCUCCAUGUGCCCUUUGUGGACCACAUGUCAAGAGCCUGAGGUUUGGGGAGCUAGGCCCCAGAAAAAUACACCCACAGACAACUCUUUCUUGGUAUUUCAGCUCAUUCAUAGGUCAUGAACAAAAAGACAUUAUGUAAGGGGGGGGGAAUAUAUCAUUGGGAACAAUUAGCAAAUUUUUUUAAAAGACUGAGAUCAUCUUAUUCCAUGAGAUUAUCCUAUACCAAGUGUGUGUGCUGGGUUUGGUUUGGUUAAUAAGUACUGAUUAUUCAUUCCCGGGUUUCGACACCAAAAAAAAAGGACCGAUUAGCUUCUCAAGAGCUCAUCUGUAAAAUGAGGGGUGUGGACCAGCUAUUUACUAAGACACUUUCAAGACCUGGUGUUCUGAUAACAAUGGCGUCAAUAUGAAAAGGGAGGCUGUUUACACACUUAUUAUCACAUUGGGGGAAAUGUACUCCCUUGUGGUAGAAUAGCCAGCCGUGUGAAAGAAAUUGUCCCAUGCAAAGUACCCUGUAAGUAGAAGAAACACUAACCCGAACGCCAUGCCCUUUUCCCUCUGACCAUGCCUGGGGUUUCACUGCAUUGGCGACUGCAAUCUAGAAGUAAACAAUGUGCCUGUCUUUUCAGGUCAUGGCAACGAUGUAGGGAUUGCCUCCGAAAAGAGAGGCAAACCCUCACUCAUCAAUCCUGUCUUGAGUACCUGCUCAACAGGAGGCGCUAUAACCCUUACAAAACCCAUUACACUCACUUAUUACUUAUUUGAUCAUCAUUACAGGCCUGUGAGAUUUCUUCCCCAUUUGACGAAGGUAAACUAAGAGGCGGGUGAUUCACUUGGCCAAGGUGAAAGUCUCUUGAAUCCUAGUUCUUGUUUCACUGCAUCAUCCUGCUGUCAGAUGAACGAACGGUUGUUAAUUUGUUCACUUUGGAAGAGAUAUGACUGUAAAUAAAUGCUCUCUACAUGUUAGGAUAUGUUUCCUUAUUGAUUACAACUCAGCUAUAAUUCUGAGAAUCAAAGGUAAAGCCCAUUCAGGUGUUACUGAUAGAGGGCUUUCACCAAGUGAAUAAUUGUACAACUGAAAACACAUUAGAACUGUGUAUGCUAGAAGUGUUCUUAUCACUGAAACACAGUGAACAUAUUACUGAAAGGAACCAAAUACAGCAGUGGGAAGUGGGAUGGGGACAAAAUACUCACCUCACCAUGACCUUGGCCAUCUGUUUGCCAUAUACCUAUACCAGAUUCUUGUCUCCCCUAGAAAGUCAGCUCAAUUCUCAGGUGAACAGACAGAUAACUGCAUCAGAAAGUUGGACUGGUUGGCUUGGGAUUUAAUUAUCUUCUUGAAGAGAUGUGAUGCUUUAAAUUAUUUUUUGUAUUGUAGCCAGUUCAGCUGGGCAAAAGCCAUACUUUUCACAGUCAGAAAACAAGUCUGAUGGGAGUCAGAUCUCUCAUCUUCAUUGUGAUAGGAAAGCCUGAGAAUGGUUAAAUUGCUUUGAGAUAUAGUGUUAAACUUCAGUGUGAAUGUGAUUGAAUUUGAAAGUUGGGGGAUUUACUUCAGCCAGAAUAAAGAAGCCAAAUAAUGAAAAGGAUGGAAACAAACCACAUUGGACCAACCUGCAGCAUCAACUACAAGUGAACCAAUCAUGAUUUUUACAUUCCUUUAACAUGACCAGGCUUGGGUGGAGUGAUUAAGUGGCCAGUUUUGUGAUUAUAGAUGACAAAUAAAAGAUGGUGAAUUGGGUUAACACAAAGUUUAUCAACUACUAUACUUAAUUGUGUUUAAAAGAUUCCGAAAGCAAGAUUAUCCACUGGAUAAAUGAGAGUUGACUGGAUUCUGUCAGUUCAAAACAAAAGAUAGAAACAAAACUUCUCUCCAGUUUUCUUGACUAAAAUACAUUAUAUGUAUACUUUUCCCAUUCCUUGCAUUUUUAGGCAGGUUUUAAAAUACUCAGCAUAGAUCCAGCAAAGGUGGCUGAGCUUAAUUGCUUAAACAAGUUCUAGAAACUUUAACAAUCAUUUUAGUAGACUUCAGUGCUGUUGUCACUGCAGUAAGUGGGUUUUAGAAAAUAAGUGUGAAAAAAUCAGGUGUUAAUACAAUACUAAGGAUAAAGCUUUAGAAGCUAUUUUACUACAUAGGCAAAGAAAAGAUUAACUUGUAACAAAGACCACAACUGCAUGUUGGAAUAGAUCGUAUCAUAUUCCAGAAUAAAAUGUACUGUAUACUUUUCCUCACUUUGUUGUGCACUGUAAUGAAAUGUGAAAAAAUGUUUUCUUUAGCUGUAUGUGAAUGAAAAUAUGCUUGUAUUUAGUAAAAUGGUUGAUUAUGUGACUGUGAGAUUCC
Messenger RNA from Myotis myotis, 3418 nucleotides. RefSeq names its product RAB39B, member RAS oncogene family (gene RAB39B). Gene Ontology annotation, cellular component: Golgi membrane. Gene Ontology annotation, biological process: Rab protein signal transduction. Lineage: Eukaryota; Metazoa; Chordata; Mammalia; Chiroptera; Vespertilionidae. Gene Ontology annotation, molecular function: GTP binding; GTPase activity. Bases 199 to 840 code for a protein of 213 amino acids. The transcript has 2 exons. The record is from RefSeq and is a predicted model, not a curated record.